This is a messenger RNA of Lottia gigantea (owl limpet), 537 nucleotides long. RefSeq lists its product as hypothetical. The record is from RefSeq and is a predicted model, not a curated record. Lineage: Eukaryota; Metazoa; Mollusca; Gastropoda; Lottiidae. Gene Ontology annotation, biological process: regulation of apoptotic process. Bases 1 to 537 code for a protein of 178 amino acids. The transcript has a single exon. Gene Ontology annotation, cellular component: cytoplasm.
AUGGGUUUAAGAGCUCAGAAGAAAUUACUGGGCAAGAUGUCGGGAAAGAAAAUCGCCAAAGUGUUCAUUGAUGAUACCACCGGACGAAUUCUAGACAAUACACACAAAAUUAUCAAAGAAUUCUCAGACACCAAGAAAGAAUCAGAAAAGAUUUUGAAAUAUCUGAUAAAAACAGUUGUGAAAAUUGGAAUUUUGUACAAAAAUGAUCAGUUUAAUGGUGAUGAACUCAAAAUGGUGGAAAAUUUCAAGCAGAAAUUUCAUUCUUUAGCUAUGACUGUCGUUAGUUUUCAUGAGGUGGAUUUCACGUACGAUCGAAACUACCUUCGAAAAUCUCUCGAAGAAUGCAAAGCAAUAUUACAGACUUUAGUUGCAAGACAUUUAACCGACAAAUCUAAGGGCAGAAUCGACCUUGUGUUUGAUUUUUUCGCGCAGGCCGAUCUUUUAGAUGCUGUUUUCCAGUCUGAUAAUAAGUAUAAGGACACCAUGGAUUUGAUUGUUAAGGAUUUAAAUAAAAUGAUGGAUGAAGGAAAUUUAUAA